Molecule: messenger RNA, 396 nt
Organism: Triticum turgidum subsp. durum (durum wheat)
Lineage: Eukaryota; Viridiplantae; Streptophyta; Magnoliopsida; Poales; Poaceae
Source: the annotation of a GenBank genome assembly
AUGGCGGCACAAAUCACAGCUCCGAUUCUACCCCUGCUUCCUCCCCCGUGCCGUCGCCCGCUCCCGAGCCUUGGGGAGCUAAAGCCGAUGGGGCCUUCUCGCACCAGAUCCCGUCGGCUCGUGGUCGCCUGCGCAGCCUCCGGCGGCGGUGGGCCGCCGGCGGAGAAGCCGCCCCAGGGACCCUCCCUGCCGCCGCUGUCGGAAAUACGUUGGGGGCAGCUGCUGGCGCCGUCCCCGGACAACGCUGCGGCCGUGGCGCUGACGGCCGCGCUGGUAUGGGCCGGCGCAACUCUGCUGCUGCAGCUGGUACUCAUCUCCGCCUCCAUCUUCGCCGCCGCCCUCAAGUACUCCUUCGUCGCCGCGCUCCUACUCUUCGUCCUCAUCGCGCUCCUGUGA